This is a messenger RNA of Solanum dulcamara, 4725 nucleotides long. Its product is annotated as pentatricopeptide repeat-containing protein At5g66520-like. The transcript has a single exon. NCBI's taxonomy places the organism in Eukaryota, Viridiplantae, Streptophyta, Magnoliopsida, Solanales, Solanaceae. Gene Ontology annotation, biological process: RNA modification. Bases 2883 to 4505 code for a protein of 540 amino acids. The record is from RefSeq and is a predicted model, not a curated record. Gene Ontology annotation, molecular function: protein binding; RNA binding.
AGGUUUUGGGGUGAAUGUGUUUUGUCAGCAAUAUACUUAAUAAAUAGAUUACCUAAAACUGUGUUGAAAGGGAAGUCUCCAUUUGAAGUCUUUCACAAGCAUAAACCCGAACUUGAUCACCUGAGAAUAAUAGGUUGCCUAUGCUAUGCAACCAAAAUUAUUAAACAUGACAAGUUCUCCCCAAGAGCAACUGCUUUUGUUCUCAUGGGCUACUCUAUGACACAGGAGGGUUAUCUACUCUAUGACUUGCAAGACAAGAAGUUUUUAGUAAGUCGAGAUGUCAUUUUCAAGGAACAUGUGUUCCCUUUCACUAACCUGCAGGAUGGACAAUUACCUGUAUCUAUUGCACAACCACAAGUGACUACAGAUGUCCAGUCUAAUGAUCAUACUACAGAUGGCACUAUGCCCACUGAAGGGAUGGAAUCAAGCCAUGAUGAUACUAUUGCAGAUGAUGAUGUCCUUCCUGAUCCAAUUAUUAUUGAUUCCCCUGAUAUUGACCAUGUGGAUCCUCCUCAUGUCAUCAGAAAGUCCACAAGAUCUGUUCAUCCUCCAAUCUGGCAUAAGGACUACAUUACCACUACCAAGAGUUCUGACAUACAGCAAUCCCAUUCUAUGGACAACUAUAUGUCUUAUGCUCAACUUUCACCAUCCUAUCAAGCUUAUCUGUGUAAAACUUCAGUUCCCUUAGAACCUAAGACCUAUGAAGAAGCUUUCAAAGACAACAAAUGGAUCUUGGCCAUGCAGGAGGAACUACAGUCCUUGCAGGACAAUGGUACAUCGGAGAUCAUUCCUUUGCCUCAUGGCAAGUCUCCCAUUGGAUGCAAAUGGGUGUUUAAGAUCAAAUACCAAGCUAAUGGUGAGGUUGAGAGGUACAAAGCAAGACUGGUUGCCAAAGGGUACAAUCAGAUUGCAGGGAUAGACUAUCAAGAGACUUUCUCAAUAGUUGUGAAGAUGGUGACAGUCAGAAUCAUCCUUGUACUUGCAACAACUGAGAAUUGGGACAUAUAUAAGAUGGAUUUCUACACUGCAUUCCUGCAAGGUGAUCUCUCUGAGGAAGUGUUUAUGGAAUUGCCCCAAGGACUACAUGUUCAGAAGAAGCAGCAGCAACCUGUAGUUUGAAAGCUUGUCAAGUCCCUCUAUGGACUUAAGCAAGCUUCCAGGCAAUGGAACUUCAAAUUGACUGAGGCUCUAGUGACUUCUGUUUAUGAGCAAAGCCACCUUGACUAUUCCCUUUUCACAAAAAGAAAGGGAAGUAGUGUGGUAAUGAUUCUGGUAUAUGUAGAUGACUUGAUCAUUACUGGAACUGAUCAAAUACUAAUCCAAGAAACCAAGAGUGUGUUGCACCAUAACUUCAAAAUCAAGGACUUGGGGCAGCUCAGGUUUUUUCUUGGGAUUGAAUUUAGCAGGUCCAAGAAGGGAAUCUUGAUGAACUAGAGAAAAUAUGCACUGGAGCUCAUUUCUGAAGAUGGCUUAGCAGCAGGAAGGACAGCCUUGACACCACUUGAAUGCAAUGUGAAACUGACCACAGUUGAUCAUGAUGAUGGUGAGCUGUUUGUUGACAUCCACAAGUAUCAAAGACUGGUUGGCAAGUUCUUGUAUCUGACCAUAACCAGGCCUGACAUUGCAUACACUGUCCAAACUUUGAGUCAAUUCCUAUAGAAGCCUAAAAUUCAACAUUGGGAUGCAGCUUUGAGGGUGCUUAGAUAUAUCAAAAAUGAACCUGGCCUAGGAUUACUCAUGUCCUCUGAGAAGAGUAUGAAGCUCACAGGUUUUUGUGAUGCAAAUUGGGCUGCAUGCCCCAAUACAAGAAGGUCAGUUACAGGUUACUUAUUAAAACUAGGUGAUUCCCUCAUUUCUUGGAAGUCUAAGAAGCAGGCCACUGUCUCAAAGAGCUUAGCAGAAGCAGAAUACAGAAACUUAGCAGCUCUAACAGCAGGAGUGGUUUGGACCACUAACUUGUUCAAGGAGCUGAGGAUCACAAUUGAAAGGCCUGUUGCCAUAUUUUGUGACAGUAAGGCAGCAAUACAAAUUGCUACCAAUCCAGUCUUCCAUGAAAGAACUAAGCAUAUUGAAAUUGAUUGCCACUUCAUUAGAGAAAAGGUAACUAGUGGCUUGAUCCAGUCCAUCUACAUCAAUACCAAGGACCAGCAGGCUGAUCUACUGACCAAGGCACUUGGGAAGACUCAACGCGACACACUAUUGUCCAAACUUGGAGUCCUGAACAUUUUCAGUACACCUAGUUUGAGGAGGAGUAUUGCAGAUGAUGGAAUUGGAUGUUAGUAGGAUUAGAUUCCACAAUGUUAGCUUGCACCUAGUCUCAUCUAAUUAUAUCCAGAAUAGUUAGUUAGAGUUUGUUAGAAUGUGUUAGAGAUAUUAGAGUUAGUUAUGCAGCUGUCAUUGUCAUCACUGAUACAAGUCAGUUAUGUUAAAGCAGUUAUUAUUCAGCUUCAUUUCCUCUAUAAAUACAUAGUGUAGCUAUUGUAUGUAGAUUGCCUUUGAUAUUCAUCUAAUACAAAAAAGGAGAAGUUUCUCUCAGCUUUCAUAUACUCCUCCAAUGGAGAUUUCUUAGUUCCUAUCAUUUCAGAUCAAAUUUCUUCAGUAUCUUCCACACCUUGCCACUGCAUUAACCAGGACCAGUGAAUCAACAUUCUAAUAACAGUAGGGCAUAUGAGUAUCAUAUUUCCUACUAAAAAUCUCAAAGCAAUCAAGUUCUUACUUCAACUGUGUUCAACAUUACAUUUUCCGGUGUCGUUACCAGUCAAACCACCUUAGAGCUCAGGGCAACUCGAUCUUUUAUCCCAAUUCAUAUUAUUCAAUUAUUUGUUUAUUGCUCAUUUCUUACUAGUUACUUCACUAGAAUCUUGAAUGUUGGAGCUUCGAAAAUGAUGGAGUUCCAACGGUUAAACUUGAAGAAUAAACUAGCAUGCUUGCUUGAGAAUUGCAGGAGCAUGAGAGAUCUCAAGCAGAUUCAUGCCCAUAUCACUACAUCCCCUCAGUUCUUCAUCACUGACCGUUGGUUCUUAAUCUCUCGCCUUAUUUUCUUCUGUACAGUUUCUCAAUCAGGGUCUCUCAGCUAUGCUGACACCGUAUUCAGACUCGUUCCUCGAAAAACUCUCUUCAUUUACAACGCCAUGAUCAGAGCUCACGCUUCAAGAAUCCAUGACCCCAAUUCAUCUCAGCCCUUAAUUUUGUACAAACAAAUGCUCUUUGAUGGUAUUUCACCGGACUCUAUUACAUUUCCUUUCGUGUUAAAACAUUGCGCCAGCAGAGUUGAAGAAUUUGUCGGACCAAGUGUUCAUUCCCAUGUUGUUAAUUUUGGGUUUCACAGUGAUGUUUUUGUACAGAAUUCUUUGAUUACUCUGUAUUCACAAUGCGGGUCAGCAAGCAAUGCACGGAGGAUGUUUGAUGAAAUGUCUAACCGGGAUAUUGUUUCGUGGAAUUCUAUAAUAAUUGGGUGUUUGAGAAAUUCAGAGCUGGAUAUGGCUUUAGAAUUGUUUAGGAGAAUGAAGAAAAGGAAUAUUGUCACUUGGAAUUCAAUUAUCACGGGGUUCGUACAAGGAGGUAGGCCAAAGGAAGCUUUAAAAUUCUUUUAUGGAAUGCAAGUUUCUGGUGAUGAUAUGGUUAGUCCAGAUAAAAUGACAAUUGCUAGUGUGCUCUCAGCUUGUGCUUCUCUUGGCGCGGUUGAUCAGGGAAGGUGGGUGCACGAUUACUUGAAUGGAAGCGGAAUGGAGUGUGAUAUGGUGAUUGCGACAGCAUUAGUCGAUAUGUAUGGAAAAUGUGGGAGUGUUUCUAGAGCCCUUGAUGUUUUUAGGGCAAUGAAAAAUAAGGAUGUUUUGUCAUGGACAGCUAUGCUUUCUGCGUUUGCAAUUAAUGGGAAUGGCAGGGAGGCUUUCGAGCUUUUCUUGGACAUGGAAACGGCUGGAGUGAGACCUAAUGCUGUGACUUUUACUGCGUUGCUGUCUGCUUGUGCUCAUUCUGGCCUUAUAGAGAUAGGCCGCUGGUGUUUCCGUGUGAUGAGGCAUGCUUAUCACAUAGAACCACAAGUCCAACACUAUGCUUGCAUGGUUGACAUUCUUGGUCGAGCUGGUCUCUUUGAUGAAACAGAAGGACUAAUCAUAAAUAUGCCAAUGGAGCCAGAUGUUUUCGUAUGGGGUGCACUACUCGGUGGCUGUCAAAUGCACCAAAAUUUUCAGUUAGGAGAAAAAGUCGCCUGGUAUUUAAUUGCUUUAGAGCCUCUGAACCAUGCUUUUUACGUUAAUCUUUGUGAUAUAUAUGCCAAAGCUAGAAGGUUUGAUCAUGUGAAGGAAAUUAGAGCCUUUAUGAAAGAAAAAGGGAUUGAGAAGACCGUUCCUGGCUGCAGCACGAUUGAAGUUAAUGGAGUUGUCUGCGAAUUUUCUAUAAGAGGAUCACCUCAAGUUUUGAUGACGGAAAUAAAGUGUGUCUUAGCUAGUUUGAUUGAUGAGAUAGGAAGUAGUAGUAAUAUGAGCUUCGUUUUUGAAUGUUAAAGAGAGUUUUAUUACCAAGUGAACAAUACUUAUUUGGUUCUUCAGAGCAUGGCAUUCCAUCUGAGGACAUGAGAGUCAAUACUUUUCAUAUGCCAAGUGGUGAUCUUGUUUUUGCACCAGUCCAACUGAUUACUGGUUAGGGCUUUCACGGCCUGCUUUGCCUUCUAAUUGUUCAUGCUCCAAAAUGAAAAAAAGAAGAAGAGAGGAUUAUUGCGUCCAA